UUUUUAAUUUUUGCUUUUAUUCGCGAUACCUACCAUCAUUAUAGUUUAAAAUUUAAAAAAGUCAAGUUUCAAUACAAAUUUUUAAAAAAUAUCCAUAGAGACAUAUACGCAUACUCAGUUUGUUCCCGAAAACAAAUUGGCAUUCUUCAACGGCCGACCUUUAAUAGAGUUUGGAAGCGUUUUGCACCUUAAUCGAGUGCGUACGCGCGCGGGGCCAGCGCGAAUUAAGUGGGCGCUUACGAUAUAAAUUGAAUGCGGCUUAAUUGAAACAAUGAUAUCAUUGAUACAUCGCGAGGAUGCCCUUGGAUGACGGGAGAGCUUUCUGCGAGCGAAUAGGGCGAACAGUGUGUGUUGUGUGUGCCGACGGUUAGGUCUAUAUAUGCUUUUCGUCACGAAAUCCGCGAGAUUGCUUCAUAUACGACUUUGGACUAUUACCGAGAUGCCGAUCUUAUCUUUUUAAACAGAGUGUUUGCCAGUCAUCGUCACAGGAUAAACCUUAUGAUAUAUGGUAGCGCAGACUUUAGUCAAAAAAAAAAAUUAUAAUCGUGUCAGAAUUAUGAUGAUUGAAAAUUGUUUUGGUACAGUUAAAUGGAGCGUUGAUUGAUGAAAGUGACGAUUUUUCCAACAAUUGUUUAUUGGUGUAGUUAAUUAUAGGAAUCUUGAUUACACAUACUUGACUAAUUGGAAUUAAAUUACAAUAAAUUAUAAAUCAUGCAUCUCCUGUCGGCGGGUACUAUGGAUCCUGGUAUUUUGGGGAUUCGGCACCAACUACAUGCUGAGGAUCAACCUGAACCUGGCGAUCGUCACGAUGGUCGUUCCCCACGAGAAGUCCGCCGCAGCUUCCGAGUGUCUGCAGGAACAGACACCCGGAAACACCAGCCUUCACAAUUACCAUGAUCCAGCUAACUUUACCUCCGUGGUUGGUCAGAAUUUCACCAGCACGACUAUGCUUUCGAAGGAUGAAUGGAACGAUCGCUUCCAGUGGAACGAGUACCAGCAGGGUCUGGUUCUCGGCGCCUAUUACUGGAUACACUGGUUGUCGCAGCUUCCUGGAGGUCUUCUCGCCCGCAAGUACGGCACCAAAAUUGUCUUCGGCAUGGGAAACUUGCUCGUCGCUCUCGUGGGCUUUCUCAUACCCGUCGCCACCCACUACAGCCUCAACAGUCUGAUUUUUCUCAGAUUGCUUCAGGGCUUCUUUUCCGGGAUCGUAUGGCCAUCGAUGCACGACAUGACGGCCAAGUGGAUACCGCCGAACGAGCGAAGCCGAUUCGUCAGCUCGUACCUGGGUAGUUCCGUUGGAGCGGCUAUUACUUAUCCACUGUGCGCUAGUAUCAUCGAUGCCUAUGGUUGGGAAGCUGUGUUCUACAUCACCUCCAUGCUCGGUCUUGUUUGGUACGUAUUCUGGCUGUUCCUGGUCUACGACUCGCCUCGUCAACACCCGCGAAUCACCGACGACGAGAAGAACUACAUCCUGAAGAGCUUGGCGGAGUCGACGGACGAGCACAACGAGUCGAGCGACAUGAAGAGCAAGAAGGUUCCGUGGAAAGCCAUACUGACCUCCGGUCCAUUCUGGGUCACGAUACUCGCACACUGGGGCGGACUCUGGGGCUUUAUAACCUUCAUGACCCAGGCGCCUUCGUACUUCAACUACGUCCAGGGCUGGAACAUCCAAGCGACCGGUAUGCUCUCGGGCUUGCCGCACAUCGCUCGCAUGGCCUUCUCCUACGUCUUCUCCAUCUUAGCGGACUGGCUACUGCGCACGAAAAGGAUGAGCCUCACGGGAGUCCGGAAAUUGGCGAACUUUGUCUGCGCCGGUGGUCAGUGCAUUCUGACGAUCGGCUUGAGCUUCAGCGGCUGCGCGCCUAUUUUCGCGGCCUUUUUCAUGAUCUCCGGUACCGCGAUCAACGGGGCUAUCUCGUCCGGUACCAUACCGUCAUUCGUCGAUCUUAGUCCUAAUUAUGCAAGCAUACUCUUCGGCAUCAAUAAUCUGAUGACGGCGCCUACAGGAUUUUUGUCGCCGAUAGUCGUCGGCAUGCUCACCAAUGAUAACCAAACGAUUGGACAAUGGCGUUUGGUUUUCCUCAUAUCCGCGGUGAAUCUCGGUCUCAGCUGCCUCGUUCAUCUGAUAUGGGGUACCUCGGAGGAGCAGCCUUGGAAUCAUUACGCGAGGGAACGAAGCGCGAAGAAAGCUGAAGAGGCUGAACUAGAGGGAGAGGAGCUUGUGGCGAUGAAACCUGGAACUGAGCCGAAUGGACAGGAGAAAAGAAAGGAUUCAGAAGUCAGCAAUAAUAAAUAAUAUGCUCCAAGUUGGAGAAACGCGGAUAAAAAUGUUUACUCGUUCAUAAGAGAAGUUCAUAUGAGUAUAUGUACAUAUAUAUUGUCGACUAUAAUUAUAUAGUCGUUGAAUGUAACUGUACGCUUUUUAUUCAGCUUUUCGAAAAGUAAGUUGUUUUAUUGAUUGAUUUUUUUAUACGAAAGAAAAUGCAGCUAACGCUAUGUUGACGUUAUCUCGAACUUUAAACCCACAAAUGAAACUCUGUGCAUAUUUUAUUAUUUUUAUGUUAUGUAAAACGUGAAAUAGCCGUGUUGAUUUAUUUCAUAAACACGUCCUAUUUGUAUACAUAUACAUAUCAAUAUACUUUAUAAAUUUUAUAACGAAAUGUCAUAAUUUCAAAAACUGCAACCAAAGCGUUGAAAAACUUACAACAAAAGUGCAAAAAGAAAUUGUUAUAAGGUGCAGUAUAAAACAUCCAAAUCAUUGUAAAUAUUUUUACUAGAAAUAAAGAUCUUUGUA
Messenger RNA from Nasonia vitripennis (jewel wasp), 2794 nucleotides. RefSeq names its product Na[+]-dependent inorganic phosphate cotransporter (gene NaPi-T). The record is from RefSeq and is a predicted model, not a curated record. Bases 773 to 2296 code for a protein of 507 amino acids. Gene Ontology annotation, biological process: transmembrane transport; monoatomic anion transport. Gene Ontology annotation, cellular component: plasma membrane. The transcript is spliced from 8 exons. Gene Ontology annotation, molecular function: transmembrane transporter activity. Lineage: Eukaryota; Metazoa; Arthropoda; Insecta; Hymenoptera; Pteromalidae.